Molecule: messenger RNA, 1464 nt
Organism: Menidia menidia (Atlantic silverside)
Lineage: Eukaryota; Metazoa; Chordata; Actinopteri; Atheriniformes; Atherinopsidae
Source: the annotation of a GenBank genome assembly
CUGGGCGUGCUGUCCGGCAACGCCCCGCGCUGCCCGGGGCUCAAAGCCCCGCGGCCGGACCCGGACGCCGACCUGAGCGUGUGGGCCGUCAUCAGACCCGGCCACGUCCGGGAGAAGAUCGCCAUCUUUGCGGCGGAGGGGCGGUGGAGCGACCCCGCCCACGACUCCGCCUCCCCCGUGGGCCUCCGCCGCCACGAGCGGGUGCUGAUGGUGUGCGCCGCAAAGGCCAAGGGGAGCCGGGGGGGGGACUCCACCCCCAAGAGGCGGCGCCGGUCCGAAAACAGCCCGAAACUCCCGCGGGACCAGAGGAACCAGCUCUCGGGCGAACAGCCAGCACCAAUGGCGUCAAAGCUGGCUGGUGGGGUGGGGGGGGGCGAGCCGGGGACGGUCGGGGGGGACGAGGACCGGCAGAAGGUGUCGGUGGGGGAGAUGGUGGCCUUCCUGGAACGGAGGGCGAGCAAACAGAAGCCCCGCCCCAAACCCGCCCCCCACCUCCAGAGGAGCUCGGCCAGCAUCACGCUGUCCAGGCCCCCGGCCCCCCCCGAGGUCCGGCCCGAGGAGGAGCCGGACAGCGUCCGCGUGUCCGACAUGGUGGCCCGGCUGGAGGGGGAGUGCGUGCGGCGGCAGAAGGAGGAGGGGGGCGUGUCCAGGAGCAGCAGCCUGAGGCGGGGGGCGGGGCGGGUGCUGCUGACCGCCGGGGACCAGAGCCCCCCCCCCGGCCGGCCCCUGCCCCCGCCGGCCCCGCCCACGGCUCCGGGCUUUUCUCCCAAGGUCCCGUCCCUCUCAGAAGGACCGGUGGUCAGAGCUGAGUCGGCCAUUUGUAGAGUAGCUCCGCCCCUUCCGUCCCAGGAGGAGGAGCCUCUGCCCGGUUUGCUGUUUCUGUCCCCGCCCGGCGCCGAGGCCGCCCCCCCGCCUCAGUCGGACCCCGGUGGCGACACCCCCCCGCCCCCCGGCGCGCCCCCCUGCCCCCCCCCCGGCCGCGAGGGGCGGGGCCCGGCGGCCUCGCCGGACUUCCUGGCGCUGCGGCGGCGGCUGCAGCGGCUGCUGGCCCCCCAGCCCCUCCUGCUGCUGCUGCCCCCCCACCUGCUGCUCAAGAUCCUGCUGCUGCUGCCCACGCGCAGCCUGGCCGCGCUCAAGUGCGCGUGCACGCGCCUGCGCCUGCUCAUCGACGACUACGCCCCGCGCCCCGCCGACUCCCUCUGGGUGUCGGACCCCCGUUACCGCGACGACCCCUGCAAGCAGUGCAAGCGCCGGCACCGGCCCGGCGACGUGUCGCUGUGCCGCUGGCACCACAAGCCCUACUGCCAGGCGCUGCCCUACGGCCCCGGCUACUGGAUGUGUUGCCGCGGCGCCCGCCGCGACGCGCCCGGCUGCAACGUGGGUCUCCACGACAACCGCUGGGUGCCCGCCUUCCACAGCAUCAACGUGCCCAUCUACAGAGGGAGCCGCAGCCCCGACAACUGA